Messenger RNA from Eriocheir sinensis (Chinese mitten crab), 2573 nucleotides. RefSeq lists its product as uncharacterized. The record is from RefSeq and is a predicted model, not a curated record. The transcript has 6 exons. The coding region runs from base 739 to 1437 and encodes 232 amino acids. NCBI's taxonomy places the organism in Eukaryota, Metazoa, Arthropoda, Malacostraca, Decapoda, Varunidae.
UAUUGCUGUUGAGUAAGUGAAGGUUGGGGCAUGCACUAAGCUGUGCAUGGCCUUAGUGCUCGUCUCUGUGUCAUUGGCCCUUGAACUUGUUAUAGCUAACAAGAACCCGUCACUCUGGGACACAGAGCCAGUGUGAAAUCUGUGCUGCUACUUUCCCCAGAUACCCAUUUAUCCUCCAGCCUGAAAGAGAGGAUGAACAGCCAGGGGAGCCGGGCGCUGGCUGACCAGAGCCAGGAUCAAACCCGGGCCAUGGAUUCAGAGCUAGGAAUGCUAACCAUUACACCACCUGAGACUGUAGAGGCCAAGGCAGACAGGGAAUCAAUAGGAGAGUGUAACAAAACAGACUACACUAAAAUCAGACUGAGAAGUGGAGAAAGUUGGGACAGACCUCUUGUCAUGCAGUGUAGCUAUUAUCAGCUAAAGAUGAUGACAACAUGUUUUUUGUGUAGAUUGUGACGUUGUUGGUGGCUGAUGCGUGUGUUGAGGCUUCCCUGUCCCUUGCAGGGCAGCACCUUGUGUGAGGCGUGUGGCCAAGGGUUCAGCAGGAAGGAGGCGCUCCAGCGGCACGAGGCGAGAGUCCACGGGAAGGCCCACGGCAGCCACCAGUGUGGCCGCACCUUUCCCCACACCUCCCUGCUGGCCUAGCACCUCAGGCCACACCAGGGAUGCACUUGUCCGGAAUGUUCCAAGGUGUUCAGCUGCAGAUCCAACCUCACGCUGCACCGCCGGGCCCACCACAUGCGCCUACCACUGCACCGCCUGCAACAAACACUGGAAGUUCCACGCCAGCUACACCUACCACAUGAAGAAGUUCCACGGGAGCAGCGGUGUGGCGGGUGCCGGCCGGUGGUGUGCUCUGCGUCAGCACUCCCUGACCUGCCGCGUCCACCACACUCAGAGCACAGGGCAGGAGGCAGCUUUGGAAGACAUGCAGGGGGUGGCAGGGAGGUCAUGAAGCCACUCCCUGACAGUGCACCAGGUUGUGGCUCCCUGCUCAGGCCUGCCCACCUCAGCAAGCAAGGAACUGACAGCCUUGUCCUGCUGUCAGAGAUGAGGAAGAUUCAAGUGUACCCACCUCCAAACAACUCCCACCAGGCGCCUCCUGCGGGGGAGAUCAUUGUGGAGGUGUUGGAGGACACGGAUGCAGAGUACCAGUACAUCAUCUUGGUGGAGGACGCUGCCGUGGCCCACUUCACCAUGACGGACACUGCUGCCACAUGGAACACCUCAGGCCACCAGUGUCCGGGCGACCCACUCCCUCUGCCACACACACCCCACACACACCUACACGAACCCGUGUAUCCAUCCCGAUGUGUUCUUUUAGUUGUUGAUCUCAAUAAUUCUCUUCUUUCCGCGGUAGGAGCUGUAGGAGAUAGCCCGGUAUGCGUUCUUGGAGCCAUACCAGGGGUAGGAAAUGGGGAGUCGAGUGCCCCUUAAAAUUCCCUCCUGUACUCCUAUUGCGGGAAAAAUUGUGGGAGUAUAUAGGCCAGUAAUCUGUGCUUUAUCUGUAGUGUAAGACGUGUUAGUGAAAUAAGAGGCUGUAUGUUUGUCUUUACGACGGAGAUGGUUCUCGUCGUGUAUGGGCUGUAACGUUCCCCCUCUCUGAGUCUUUCAUACAUCAUAUGUACCUGGUUUUACAAUAAUUGUACACCCGCCCAAGGGUAAAGAUUUCGUGGAGAAUCCUCAGCCUUAUUCUGGUUACCAUUGUGAGAGGAGAAAACUAGAAAUCAGUCGUGUGUCCAUUCGCCCAUUUCCGUCAGUUUCGGGUAAAUCAUGCCUUCUAUGAGGAAUUAAUUGUAAACCGUGUCGUCAGGUAUGCCUAUGUAUUACCUUCUAAACUAAGUCACAGGAAUAAAUGUAAGCACUCCUAUAUAUAGGCCUUUAUUUCUUGUCACUCCCCGUUGUGAGAUUUGUCCGGCCAGCUGUGAGUUAAACUAACCAUUUACCGCCCCCGAGUCUGCCCCGCUCACCUUGCUACCCUGCCCAAGGGAUCAGAGUCUCGCUCUGGGUCAUUUUAAUCCCUCAUUAAAUCCUUAGUCCUUUAUAUACACAUACUCUUAAGGCUCCCAGUGAGCUACCGGUGACAUAGUUCAUCGGUAGAUCUCUGGGUGGUGGCAGCAAAACUACCCCCAGGGUGAGUCCCCCUUGUUUUUCCCCAGAUAUCCAUUAGUUGAACUUCCUUUUUUUUUACAUCAUUUAGUGCCCCGAAUUUCCGGGCACGACAGUCAGUAGUCAGAAGUGUGGUACAAAUAGACAGGAGCAGCUUUUUUGACAUUCAACAAGUCUUCUGUUCCAGAAUACUUGCACCCAAUAGCUGCCACACCAUUACCAUUUAAGUAAUACUUGACACCAUGAGUGGUUAGGUUGGGAAACUGGCCUUUGAGCUCUGGCACACUUCAGGUUACUGACUGAUGGUGGUAUUGAGAAAGAAGGGUGACAAUAAUUUCUUCCCUUUGAAUGGUCCUUACAGAUGUUGUCUAUUGUCUGGUACUGUUGUCCUGAUCAGCACUGGUGACAGGACAUGUAGACGAAGCUAAUACUCAUUCUUGAGCUUGUAAGAUCUCUUCCAUAUU